AUGGCCGGCUCGGCAGCCCAAGCUCCCACGCAAGCCGGCCGCCUUACGAGGCCAAUUCCCACGGCGCUCGUGCCUGCGGCCGUGGUGCUCGCCGUCGUCGUGGCCGUCCUGUCCCUGCUGCCCUCCGUGGCCCAGGCGGUGUGGGAGCUGCCCCACCUCUUCCUCCUCGGCCUCGUCAUCUCCUACGGCGUCUUCGCGCAGCACAAGAACGGCGCUGCCGCGGCCGACGGCGGCGAUGCCGCCACCAAGGACGGCGCCCGGGCGUGGAACUCUCGGUACCACCCCGACGACCCGCUCGUCGUGGUCGCGCCCGACCACGCGGCGGGUGAUGACGGGGACGGCGGCGCGGGCGGGAGGCCGUUCUCCUUGCCGGUGCGGAGGCUCAAGACGGUCGUGGAAGAGUCGACCGAAGCCAGUGGCGCCAGCGGAGAGAGCGUCGGCGAAGAGACGGACAGCUCCGAGUCCACGGCAGGAUUCUGGGCCGGCGCGCCCGCCGCUCCAUCGCCGCCCUCUGUUCUUGACGCCUUUGACUCGCGGAAGUUCAAUGCCGCGACGCCGCCGUCAGACGUGUCCAAGGGGUUCCCCGGUUACGAUUCCGCGUCGCCUCGUGACCAGUCGUCGUGUAACGAGGAGGAGGAAGAGGUGGAGGAGGAGGAGGAGGAGGAGGAGGAGGGCACCGAUUGGGAAGAGGAUGCGGAUGGGUCGGAUGAGAUGAACGCCGCGUCGUCGGAAAGGUCGUUCCCCGGCGACUUCGUUGCCUGCCGCAACCGUCGCUACGACGGCAGCGGGGAUGGCGAGUCUAUGGACGAGGAACUUGUCGAGCUGGCCACCAGGCCGGGACCGGAGGGGGCGGACGAGGUGGACAGGAAGGCCGACGAGUUCAUCGCCAAAUUCAGGGAGCAGAUCAGGCGGCAGAGGUUGUAG
Molecule: messenger RNA, 924 nt
Organism: Triticum turgidum subsp. durum (durum wheat)
Lineage: Eukaryota; Viridiplantae; Streptophyta; Magnoliopsida; Poales; Poaceae
Source: the annotation of a GenBank genome assembly